Messenger RNA from Athalia rosae (coleseed sawfly), 1184 nucleotides. Its product is annotated as mitochondrial GTPase 1. The record is from RefSeq and is a predicted model, not a curated record. Gene Ontology annotation, molecular function: GTPase activity; GTP binding. NCBI's taxonomy places the organism in Eukaryota, Metazoa, Arthropoda, Insecta, Hymenoptera, Athaliidae. Bases 1 to 981 code for a protein of 326 amino acids. Gene Ontology annotation, cellular component: mitochondrion. The transcript has a single exon.
AUGGCUAACAUAGGAGGUAAAGUAGCUGAAAAGUUUCGUGAUGUAUUCCGUGUCCCACACAAAGAGAAACUGCAGUGGUUCCCUGGGCAUAUGAACAGAGGCUUAAAGCAAAUGCAGAAACAUUUGAAGAAUGUAGAUUGUGUGAUAGAGGUGCAUGAUGCGAGAAUUCCGAUUUCUGGAAGAAAUCCCAACUUCAGACAUACCGUAACUGGAAUCAAGCCUCACAUAUUUGUUCUUAAUAAAAUAGACCUUGCUGAUAACAGGUGCACUGAAAUGACAAAAAAGUCCCUCCAGCAGGAGGGAUUUUCUCAUGUUCUUUUUACCAAUUUCAAGAAUCAACAGUGUCAGGGAAUGAAGGGAAUAUUACCACUUGCCAUAGAUUUAAUCAAUAAUACAAAUCGCUACAAUAGAUCAAAUCAGGAAGACUUUGCAAUAAUGGUUAUUGGUGUACCGAACGUUGGGAAGUCUUCAUUAAUCAAUAGGCUAAGAAAUAAGCACCUUGGUAAAGCAAAUGCAACUGCAGUUGGUGCAGUGGCUGGUAUAACUCGAUCAGUACUGACAAGAAUAAAGAUUAAGGAAACACCUCCGGUAUAUUUGUUAGAUACUCCUGGAGUUUUGACUCCGAAUGUACCAAACGUGGAAAUUGGAUUAAAACUAGCAUUGGUAAGCUGUUUGCAAGAUCAUUUGGUUGGCCCAGAUGUUAUUGCAGAUUACUUGUUAUACUGGUUGAACAAAAAUCGCAGAUUUGAAUAUGUUGAUAAAUUGGGAUUGUCAGAUCCUUGUGAUGAUAUACUUGAGGUUCUUACAUUGAGUGCAGUAAAGUUACAGAAAACUAAGAAAAUUAGGCAGCACGAUAAUCAAAUAGUUAUUUGCCCAGACAUUCAGGCUGCAGCUCAGAAUUUUUUGAAGAUAUUUAGGUCUGGUGAACUUGGGCCUGUUUGUUUAGAUGCAGAUAUUCUGCAAAAUCGUACUAAUUCCUGAGUAAUAAUGUAGGGUAUAUCUGUUACAAGCUUAUUAUAAAACUAGAUACAAGACCAGAAGUGAUGUCAUUUAGUAUAACAUAAACUAGAAGAUCACGGGAUAAAAUUAUUGUGUACCGCACUUCAUUUGUAACAUUUACUAGUUCUAUAUAAUUUUUUUUUUAAUUUGUAAAAAGUGUAAAUAAAUACUAAAAUUGAUGACGA